ACACACACACACAAAAAAACCAACACUAGACAUGGUCAAGGUCAAGAGACAGGCGUGAGGUCAGGCGAUGAACAAUCAGGAUAUCAGAGACCAGGACAAAUCACAACUGAGAUAAACAAUCGAUAAUGAAACCCAUAAACAGCAAUCAGAAUAAAGGCUUGAUAGGCCAGUUGUGAAAACAGUGUGUCUGCUUGGAGUGUGUUUAUAUAGAGGUGAUUGGUAAUAGAGACCAGGUGUGUGUAAUCAGUAAUCUGACGAACGUGAACAUGACAUCAUGUGUGACAUGCAUGUGUGGGUGUGGUAGUCCUAGGAGUCCAUGUUUGUAGUUUGUGGUGCAUUCUGGUAUAUGGAGUAUAUGGUACAUGACACACGUUUUCCUCAUGUCUGCAUUCAAGGAACCCAGAUUCCUUCUGGGUUCUCCGGUUCCCACUCAACUCCCAAAAACAUGCUAUGUGGCUACAUCACACUUGGCUACAUUGCUCCGCUAUGGCAUCCCAUCCAGUAUUCCUCUUAAUAUUUUACUGUUAAUAAACCAAAAAAAUGCAUUAAUAUCUUUAAUAUUAAUAUUGAUUAUUUUUACUUAGGCACUGCGAUUUUAAUACAGGAGUAAUACAUGUCUCUCAUUAUUGGCUUCAUCAUAUUUCAGAGAAAAAGGACAACUGUAAGACUACCCUCAUUUUAUGUUGGAUGCAUGCUCCUUAGAAUUGACAGUAAAUAUGCCUUGUGAUUAGCAUGACAACAAACCUCAUACUGCGCUCACACUUCUUCUUUCUUUAGACGAGUUUAGUAAACACACAUACACACACCCACAAGCUGUAUCUUCUCAGGUUUAAACCUGUUAUUCUCCAGAGUACAGGACAUCUUUUAAGCAUUCACAUAAUUCUGCUAAAAGAAUCAUAACAAAGAAGAAGAUUUUACAAUGAAUAAAAUGCUUAUACAAGUGUUUGGCUUCUUGAUAUCCACUUUUGGUUGGUUUUUUGUGUCCUGCACGGUGGGAAUGGACUAUUGGAGAAUUAGCUACAUAGGUGGUCAAGGAGGCUCCUGGAUCAUUAAGGCUGCAUGGUACUGGUCCACCCUUUGGAGAGACUGCUAUGUAGACACCAGUGAUGUGACCAACUGCAGGGACUAUGACAUCAUGUGGGUUGUGAGGCCUGGAAGUAGGGCAGAACAGGGAUCAAUACAGGCCGUGCGGGCUUUAUUGCUUGUUGGAAUGUUUCUGGGACUUUUCGCGGCCAUGUUUUGCUUUGUUGGGAUGGACUGCACAUAUAUCGGUGGAGGGAAGAAAACCAAGUGCAAAAUAUUACUAAUAGGAACCGUUCUUCAUUUUGCUGGAGGUCUGACUUGCCUUGCUGCUUUCUGCUUAUUCACAAGUAGACUGGGAACAGCAGUAUUCACACGCAUGAAUAAUUCACGCCUCCUAAGGUAUUACAUAGGUCCUCCAGUAUUCUUUGGUUUGAUAGGCAGUGGUUGCAUAAUCUUGGGCUCUGUUCUGUAUGCUGUGACUCUCUACAGCGUCCUCACAGCAAAUAGAGAGACAGACAUUUCUCCUUCAAGAAAAUACAUUGCUCCUAAGACAUACAAGUCACAGAAGAAAGGUCAAACAUUAUACAACAGAGACGACGCAGCAUCAACUCAAACUAUGUCCUCCAGCCAAGUGUCAAGAAGUUCUAUAAUUCUGGCUGACGGAGAUUCUUUUGUUUGAAUGUUGAAGCAUGGACAAUAUUUCCAACACAGCAAAUAUUAUUUGUUAGCAUUAGAUGUGGAAAGUAACAAACUAUAUAUACUCUUAUGUAAAAAAGUUAUUAUAUACAAAGUCUACACCCCUGUUAAAAUUUCAGGUUUUUAUGAUAUAAAAAUGAAACCAAGAUUAAAUGAUGUCAGAGCUUUGGUGUGAUAUAAAAAAAAAAAUCACAAAAUUAAAGUGAAAAACAAAUAGAAACAUACAGCUGUCAUCCAUAAAGUAUUAUUCUAUAUGAUUAUUCUGAUUCUGAUUAACACCAAAUAAAGAUCAGCUCUUUCUAUAGGAUUUUCUUGACAUCUUCUUGGUUUCAUCUGACUGCUGAAGUUAUGGUCCACAAAAGAGUUUACAACGUAUGGGAUAUAAUUGUUGAAAGGUGCUGUACUGAUCACGAAAGAGGCACAAAAAAAAUCCAAGAUGUACUAUGGGACAAAAAUUUUUAGAGGUACCAUGGGACACUGUGAAGGCCAUCAUCAACAAGUGGAGAAACCUGGGCACCAGAGUGACAUUACCAAGAAUGGGACUUUCCUCCAAAAUUGACAAAAGGACAAAAAAAAUCUUAAGAGCGAGGCUGCCAGGAGAUUUAUAGCAACGUUAAAGGGGCUGCAGGAAUAUCUGGCAACUACUGAUCAUUUCCUGCAUGUGAUGACAACCUUCACUUGUCUGGGCUAUGGGGUAGGGUGCUAGAUGGAAGCCAUUUCUCACAAAAAAAAAAAUCCAAGCACACCUAAAUUUUGCUAAAAGAAACAUACAGUCACUCCAAACCAUGUGGCUAAAUGUGGUACGGUCUGAUGAGACCAAGGUAGAACUUUUUGGGGAUAAUUCUAAAAGAUAUUUUUGCUGCAAAAAUAAGAUCGCUUAUCACCAAAAGAACACCAGACACAUGGUGGUGGUAGCAUCAUGCUAUGGGGCUGCUUGUCUUGAAAAUGUAUGGAUGUAGACUUUUUAUAUCCACUGUAGUUCACUGUAAUGGUUGUAACUCUGACUUUUGUCUUAUCACCAUUACAGAAUAAAAAAACAAUAAUACAUUUUACAUCAGAAGACUUGUAAGCCAAUUAAAGGACAGUGUGCAAAUUUUAAAUAAUUCAACUUCAGUACUCAAUCCAACGCAGUUUCCUGAAACAAGUCUACAUUUCAGGCACCUAAUUUUUUAGUCAGCAGUAUCCUUAUCUGAGACAGUGGAGACAGACAACAAUCCCUGUCCCAAUUUAUAUGGUGUUUUCAAUUCUUCAGAUGAAACGGCAUGAUAAUGAUCUGUAUAUUACGUGAGCUGAAACCCAUGGUGAUAUCUGCAUUUCACAGCUUAACAUUCAACCUGCAGAAACAAACACGUAAGCCAUUAGCUCUUACUUUUCUCUUGCAUAUUUGUUUAACUAGUGAUUUAAUAAAACUGAAUAAGUUUUAAUAAAUUCUGCAAAACAAAUUACAUUGUUUAUACUGUAUUAAUAAAAAUAUCA
This is a messenger RNA of Pangasianodon hypophthalmus (striped catfish), 3195 nucleotides long. RefSeq names its product claudin-10 (gene cldn10l2). The transcript has 5 exons. Gene Ontology annotation, cellular component: bicellular tight junction; plasma membrane. Gene Ontology annotation, biological process: bicellular tight junction assembly; cell adhesion. NCBI's taxonomy places the organism in Eukaryota, Metazoa, Chordata, Actinopteri, Siluriformes, Pangasiidae. The record is from RefSeq and is a predicted model, not a curated record. Bases 920 to 1702 code for a protein of 260 amino acids. Gene Ontology annotation, molecular function: structural molecule activity.